Messenger RNA from Postia placenta MAD-698-R-SB12, 981 nucleotides. RefSeq lists its product as hypothetical. The record is from RefSeq and is a predicted model, not a curated record. The transcript is spliced from 3 exons. NCBI's taxonomy places the organism in Eukaryota, Fungi, Basidiomycota, Agaricomycetes, Polyporales, Adustoporiaceae. Bases 1 to 981 code for a protein of 326 amino acids.
AUGAUGAUGCACGACUUCCAACUCCUGCCAGCUAUGCAGGAGCACCCAGUGCUCAAUGGUCAGAAACGAACAUUCGAUGCAGCCAUCAUCGACGACGCGAGGUACGAGGAUCCAAGUAUCGCAAAUUUGCCCUCGUUUGACAAGAAUGCAUGGUAUUAUCCUUCUCAAGAAUACGAAUUUGACGAUGUCCGCCUCGCCUCGGCAAAGGGCAAUUGGGGCCGGAAGCUCAUUCACAACGCAAGAUGGACUAGGACGGGCAAGAUAGCCCCAUGGGCUCCUGGCUUAGAGGAUAGGCAGGUCGAGGAACGCGCCAGAAAGCGCAUCAAGAUGCUCAUGCCAGAGGAAGCGGAGUCUUCUACUUCUAUUGUCCUACCACACCUACGAUCGCCUUCACCACCAUUGACCGCACCGUAUCCCCCUCCUACCAUGCAACAUCUAUCAUAUACUUCCUUCGUCAUGGAUAAAGCCGUCACGCGUUCAUUCCGUUCUCGACUGCUGGACGAACUCGAAAGUGCUACCAAUAGUCUCAUAGAAGGCGAGGCUACUAUGAGGCGCGCUCUGGGUAGACUUUGGCAGGUCAUGAGUGAGGACCCAGAUGGCCAGCAAGAUACAACCAUGAUCCCAAAGCGAGAAGACGGAGGAGAGGAAGAAGACGAGAGAGAGCAAAGACUGGCCCGUGCACCUGAUCUUACGCCCAUCGUCCACAAACUUUUCAUAUCAGACAUUGAAGACAGAGCUACACCGACUCACGAGAUGCCACAUUUCCCACAUCCCGAGUAUCAGCUAGAUAGCCUGGAGAAGUCGUUGGCAGCACUGCGAGCAUUACAGGACGAUUCCAGGGAGUAUGUGGAACGAUUAGAGGAGAUCAGGGACGACAUAGGAUUUACACGGACUCAGAGGAAUGGUGUGUGGGAUUUGGUACGCAAUAAGGCACUCAAGGAGUUGCAGGAUGUAGUUGCGAGUUCCGCUGCGGCGCUAUAG